This is a messenger RNA of Cheilinus undulatus (humphead wrasse), 5634 nucleotides long. RefSeq names its product supervillin c (gene svilc). Gene Ontology annotation, cellular component: actin cytoskeleton; cytoplasm. Gene Ontology annotation, biological process: barbed-end actin filament capping; actin polymerization or depolymerization; cytoskeleton organization. The transcript is spliced from 33 exons. Lineage: Eukaryota; Metazoa; Chordata; Actinopteri; Labriformes; Labridae. The record is from RefSeq and is a predicted model, not a curated record. Gene Ontology annotation, molecular function: actin filament binding; phosphatidylinositol-4,5-bisphosphate binding. The coding region runs from base 353 to 5212 and encodes 1619 amino acids.
GAGCGCCGUCCACAGCUGACACUGUGACUACAUUUGGAGCGACAGUCUGCGUGGGGAGGGAGGGACCGACGUGUCUGUGGACGAACGGUAGCAACUUUCAUGCCCACUUCACUCGGCGUGCAGUGCUCGGAGAUGUCUCACCCACUGGUGAACAGAUUAUUCUGCAACCCCUGAAAGGUGGACUACCAGCGCACAAAGGCUUCAGCUCCAAUGGAUCUAAACUUCACUGGAAGAAAGUGCGACCCGUGUGUUCAGCCUUAGCUGAAAGUGAAGGAAGAUCAAGAAAUCUGCCUCUUGUUUCUGAAUGUUCUACAUCUAUUCAAGGAAAGUCGACUGAGUCUUUGUAAGAAACAUGGACACCACAGAGAACCCAGUGCUGGAGCCCAGGUCAGAGCGCAUUGCUCGCUACAAAGCUGAGAGGAGGCGAGAACUGGCCGAGCGCUUCGGCAACUUGGAGGAGCUUCCUUCAAAGUGGGUUAGGAGAGACGGAAAGGAGGUAGUAGACCCAGCUGCCCGCGCCCACAGAGAGAGCCUAAUUUCAGACAGCCUCAGUGAGAGAGUGAACGGCAGGAUGCAAGGGGUUACAAAUGGAGUCGAAGUGGACAACGCCGAGUCCAACCACACAAGAAGGCAGGGUUCCCAGGACUCUGCCAGCAUGCUGAGUGGGGAGGGUUGCCCUGUCCCUCACGGACCCGACGCCCGGCAGCUCCGAACUGGGGUGUCAGUGGGCCGGUUAAGAAGCACCCUCCUGCACCAGACGAGGAGCGGAGCACAACCUGAGAACGUUUGCCCUGAUGCAGGGCGUACCACUUCGUCUCUGGAUCUGGCCUCUGAUGCAGGUCGGAGACGCACCCGGCGCUACCUCCCCGGAGGGUCAGGAGGCGGUCGCAAGACCAGCGAGCGCUUCAGGACGCAACCAAUCACAGCCAAUGAGAUGGAAGAGAGUGGCGGGCUGGUGGAUGCAGAGGAAGAGAAGAACAGUAAAGCUGACGUCAAAACAGACGACAGAGCCAAAAUGAGCGUGGCAGCCAAGAUGUCUUUGUUUAAAGAGCUGGAGAAGUCUGCUGCCCCCGAGGCCUCUGCCUUUCUGAAGCCCCGCCCUGGCAGCAUGGGUCAUGAGCGUAGGGUGCGACGUGGAAAUGACCAUCGCUUUCUCACCCAGCCAAUCACGUGUGAGGAAAUUGUGGCGAUCAGCACCCCAAAACCAGCUCAGCCAGUGGAGCCUCAGCCUGUGCAGACAGAGUCAGUGGAGGACAGUGAUGAGAGCUGCAAACUGAGCAUGAGUGAGAAGCUGGCACUCUUUAACAAACUCUCUCUGCCAGGGAGGCAAGGGGGUGGCCCUGCUGAUGGGCCCCCAGAGAGACGAAGGCAGAAAGGAACUCGGUACCGCACUCAGCCAAUCACUGUGGAGGAGGUCAGCCUGCUCCAGAAAGGCCCUGUUCAACUUCCUGUCUUCAGUUUGUCCCCUCAUCUGUACGACAGACAGCAGGCCUCUUCUGUCAACCUCAAACCCAGCGAGCUUCGCCUCUCCCAGCCAAGACUAGACCCCGGUCCUGUUAAUUCAGAGCUUAGUGGCUCUGGCCAGGAAGGCCUACAUCGCUACGCAUCAGAGCCUGGCCUAAGAGGAAUUUUGAAGAAGAGCUGCAGGACAGAGAGUGGUCGAAUGGAUGCAUCCGUAAGACAUGAACAGAACGGUGGAAGCUGUGAAGACGCAGGGCUCAGAGGGAGGAUGGAGUGCACGGAGCUGCCGGAAAUUCCUUUACCACCACGCAGAGAGAGACGGGGGGCGUCAGACGUGGAAAGUGCCGCUCCAUGGAGGCAGAGGGCUCGAAACAGGAGGGAAACCAUUGCCUGUACUCCAAUCAGAGUGUUGCCAGAGCAGGACGGUCCUCAGGAGGAGAAACCCUGCAAGAGUGAAGUGCAGGAGGUUCAUUUUGCAGGACAAAACAUUGAAACUAAUGGCAAGGUUCAGCACCAAAUUGAGGAGGAAAGUGUGAAGAAGAUAAAUGAAGAAACAGCAGCGACAGUGAAUGUUCAGGUUACAACAGAAGAUAACACCACCAAACCAGAGGAGAUGACAAAUAACAACUCAUGUAAGGAAGAGACAGAUACUGCAUGUGUAGAGAGUGUCAUCCCUCAGUGCUGGGAACCUGUCUUUGCCUCUGUCUUUUCUAGCGGUACACCCCAAUAUAUCAUGUGUUUCAACCAGACGAAUCUCUCCUUCGAGGCACAGGAGGUUUCCUCUCCUACCAAGAAUCUGAACCAGCCGCAGUGGAGACAGAAGGUGACACAGGCUAAAGGAGCUGAGGAUGAGCCUGAGACAGAGAAAGCCAAAGAAAUAAAUGCCUAUGAGGAAGAAACACCAUCCAUAGAUGCUCUAACAUGUGCAGAUGAAGAAACCACCUUGCAGUCUUUGAUGCCCUCUGAAGCAGCUCCACAGAGCUCUCCAGCCCCAAUGUCUCCACCUGAGAUGGAAGAGGAGACGCUUGCAGACGAAUCAAGCGCUUUUGAUGGAGAUCUUUGCAGAGAUCAGUCGCCUCCAUCUGCCUGUGCCCUUCCUCCAUGUGGAGAUGCCACUGUGACAGAGAGCGAGCAGGACCUUGGAAUCCUCUGCCAGACCAACACACCAAUGCUGACCUCAGCAGUAGCAGAACACCGGCGGUCGGUGCGUCCGUCCCGUCGAACCCAGGGCUCCAGAAACCCUCUAAGGGCUCUGGCUGCGAGGGAGGACAUCAGGCAGGACUUCAUGGGGGAGAGAGCCAACAUAGUUUCAGAGGAGAGGAUGCAGACUGAGAACAAGUCUAAGAACUCAGAUUCCCAUCCAACCAGGGCUGAGGACCUCAUCUCUUCCUCUGAGGCUGCAACUACAAAGUCAUAUCCUCCCUUCAGCAGCCUGAUGCUCAUCCACAUCAAAGGUAGGCGGCAUGUACAGGUACGCCUGGUGGAGCCUUCAGUGCGUUCACUGAACAGUGGAGACUGCUUCCUGCUGGUGACCCCGGAGCAUUGCAUCCUUUGGAGUGGAGAGUUUGCCAAUGAACAGGAGAAAGCCAAGGCCUCUGAGCUGGCAUCAUUCAUCCAGAGUCAGAAAGAUCUCAGCUGUCAGGCCACAAACAUCGUCCACCUGGAGGAGGGACUUAACUGUGACAGCAGCCUAGCUGCAGACUUCUGGAGCCUUCUGGGAGGACGGACACAAUACAGAGGAGCCAGUGCAGAAGAGGAGGAUGAGCUCUUUGAGAGAGGCAUAGCAGAGGCCAACUGUGUGUACAGACUGGUGGAGAACAGGCUGGUCCCUCAUGGACAGGCCUGGGCCUCCAUCCCAACCGUGUCCCUGCUGGGCUCUGAUGAGGCCCUGGUGUUUGAUUUCGGCAGUGAGCUGUACCUGUGGACCGGGCAGGAUGUUUCCCUCAGCAGGAUGGACGUUGCUCUCCAGCUGACUCACCAAGUGUGGGUCGGAGCGUAUGACUACAGCAACUGUCAAGUCAAUCCACUGGAUCCCACACAGAGUAACCCCAGCAUACCGCUGAGGGGUGAGGGACGUCCCCAUUGGGCGCUGUUUGGCUGUGUCUCAGAGCACAAUGAGACAGCUCUGUUUCGGGAAAAGUUCCUGGACUGGACAUUAAAGAGCGGAGUCAGAGAUGAAGCAGCUUUCAGGAACAAAGAGAUGAAGCCAGUGCCAUCUAUCCCAUCAUCAGACCUCCUGAGUGCCUGUGACGCCAAAGCCCUGAUGUCGGGCGAGUCGCUACAAGAAGACAGCUUGGUACAUAACAUGUUGGCUGGUGUUGACGUCCAGAGAGGGCAUGGAGUCAUCACACUGGAGGAAGGACAUCAGAUGGAGCUGAGAACGGUUGCUGUGGACACCUGGCAUGUCCAGGAGUUUGAGGACAGUGAAACUGUCAUAGAGAGCACGGGACAGCUUCAUGAAGGAGACUCCUAUGUCAUCCGCUGGACGUACAGCAUCAACACUGUUGAUAAAAUCAACGGCUCUGAUGAAUGUAAGGAAAAAGAAAACACAGCCUUGUUCCUCUGGAGGGGGCGUCACUCAAGUGUCAGUGGGCGGGACACAGCAGCUUUCCUGUCCAUUGGGAUGAAUAACCAGGAAGAGUCACAGGUGGUGGUUCCUCAGGGGAAAGAACCUCCCUGUUUCCUGCAGCUCUUUAAAGGAGGCCUGGUCAUUCAUAAAGGAAAGCGAGAGGAGUCAUCCACAAAUGCAGCAGAGUGGCGUCUGUUCUGUGUGCGAGGAGAGCUCCCGGAGGAGGGCUCUCUGUUAGAAGUAGACUGCAGCUGUGCAGGUCUGAGGUCCAGGGGCUCUGUGGUGCUGCUAAACAACCAGCAGGGGGAGCUGUUUCUUUGGAAUGGCUGUAAAGCUCAUGCCAGCACUAAAGAGGUUGGGAAGAGAGCGGUGGAGCGCCUCACUCACAUGUGUCCACCAGAGCUGGGUCUGAAUGAAAACAGACCAAUGAAGGUGUGGGUGGUGGAGGAAGGUUCAGAGCCUGCAGAGUUCUGGAUGGGAUUGGGGCAGAUGGACAGAAAAGCCUAUGACUGCAUGCUGCAAGAUCCAGGAAAGUACAGCUUCACACCUCGGCUCUUCCACCUGAGCGCCACCUCGGGGAGAUUCAAGGCUGAGGAGCUGCAGAGUCCAACGAGGCUGCCUGGGCUUGUGAUGCCGAUGCCUUUCACCCAGGAGAGCCUAUACGCUGUACCACCGCCAGCUUUGUUCCUUCUUGACAACCGUCUGGAGGUCUACCUGUGGCAGAGGGGUCAGCCUGAGCAGACAGAAAGCUCCUCCUCAGCCUGGAGCUGCUGGCACAACGAGAGGAGGUGUGCCAUGCAGACAGCGCUGCAGUACUGCAAAGAGAUGAAUCCAAGACGCCCACCGCAGGGCUACCUCAUCUUUGAGGGGUCAGAACCUCUCACGUUCACCAAUGUGUUCCCCCGCUGGGAGAGCAGCCUGGGAGCCCACAUGCAGGGCGACACCAGGCCAGUGAAGCUGACCUUGGUGCAGGACGCCCUGGCCCAGCUCAUGAAGACCCAGUACCCCCUGGAGGACCUGCUGCGAACCCCCUUGCCUGAAGGUGUGGACCCCCAGCACCUGGAGGUCUACCUGUCCGAUCAAGACUUCCAGACUAUUUUGGAAAUGAAGAGAGAUGAAUACGCCUCCCUGCCAAGCUGGAAGCAAAUUGAUCUGAAGAAAAGCAAAGGGCUGCUUUGCUAGACGAGCGGAGGCUGACUGACACUGACUGGGCCUCCGCCUCCACAGAGAAAGGAAAAUGGCAGGGGGGUAUUAACACCGUGUUGCUGCACAAAUGACUCCUCACGAUGUCAUAAAAAGAGGAAAAUAAUUCACUUUUAUUUAUGUCAAAUUAGUGUGUGGACUUUUUAUCAGAUGUGGAUUUCUCCGUAGCUAUUGUUCAGAGAAAAAAACAACAACAAAAAACACAUUUUCCUAUGAAACUUAAUUUUAUCUGUACAAAUCAAUGAGAGAUACAAAGAGAAAGAUGUGUGGGAGUGAGGGAAAGACAUCAGUAACAAACUGUGGCAUAAGGAAGAGAAAAAAAGAGUGCUUGCAAAAAAGAUCAGUGCUAAUAAACAAUGUAAACAAAGAAAAAAUAAAAGGCUAACCACUUUCUAAAUGUU